AAAACAUCUAACAGUUUCCAAGCAUAGACAAUACUAAAAGAGUAGUACUAUAUAUACAAAAAUGGAUGUGGUAGCAAGAUUAGCGUCGCAAAGAGCAGUGGUGAUAUUCAGCAAGAGUACGUGUUGCAUGUCCCAUGCAAUCAAGCGGCUGUUUUACGAGCAAGGUGUGAGCCCAGCAAUUGUAGAGAUCGACCAAGACAUGUACGGGAAAGACAUCGAGUGGGCCUUGGCCCGUUUAGGCUGCAGCCCUACGGUUCCUGCGGUUUUUGUCGGAGGGAAAUUUGUAGGAACGGCCAAUACUGUCAUGACUCUUCAUCUCAAUGGGUCAUUGAAAAUGUUGCUCAAGGAUGCUGGUGCUUUGUGGCUUUAGCAUAUAUAGCACCUAGUUAAUAUUGUAUGUGGUCUUCAGUGUUUUUAUAUUAUGUAUGAUCUUUACUUUGACCUUUGAAAGUCUCUUCACUUUAUGUAUGUUUAAUCAAAUGCAUGUGAAGAAACUACUCUGUAUG
This is a messenger RNA of Capsella rubella, 506 nucleotides long. RefSeq names its product monothiol glutaredoxin-S10. Bases 62 to 370 code for a protein of 102 amino acids. Lineage: Eukaryota; Viridiplantae; Streptophyta; Magnoliopsida; Brassicales; Brassicaceae. The transcript has a single exon. The record is from RefSeq and is a predicted model, not a curated record.